AUCUGAGCCUGUUCCUCCGUCGCCGGGGUGUGGCCACCAGCAUUUUCCAGCCGUUGUUGGUUUUUCCACGUUGAAAGGAAAGCGCACCCAGCCCGGCAGGAAAAGCCGGGUGCAUCCCGGCCGUGACUGCAGCCGGGGUCCUGCCGCCUCGCCGUGCCCAGGAGGGUUAAGCCAAAGCAUGUAAAUCCUCCGAGCCUCCGCCACCCUCAGCGAGAGCCUUGGCAGGGAAAGCAGCAGCAGUUGCACCACGGUGGGACAGGGAGGGGACUCAAGCAGGACGCAGGCAGUGGAGAGAUGGUGUCAGGUGCUUCUCAGGAGCGUUUGAGGCAUCGACCCUCAUUUGGUCAUUAAAUAAAUACACGAAGGAGCCUCCAAGAGCUAAAUCGAGGACAGAACAUCAGAGGGAGGGUGUCUGGUUGCCUGCUGCUCACCCUGUCCAGCACUUCACCAGGGGACACAACUCUUGGUGCUGUAUGUGAGUAAAAUCUUUCCUGGGAGAAGAUAUCCUGCUGAAAGAAAGAAGAAAAAAAACAAACAAACAACAAAAAAAAGGGAAUAGAAUAGAGCACAUCGUCAGGAAAUUCCCAAGUUUGUGCUGGUGCUCAGCUCCCUCCCGUCCCCACGUGCGGCCCCUCCCCAGGGUCCAGCUUGUAGAUUCAUCUUCCUUGAGAGAUUAGCGACUAAUCUCUCCUUCAUCUGCCGUCUUUCUUAUCAACAGAGGUUUCGGGGCUCAGCUGGUAAAUUACUGAGUCCUCCUGGCAUGGCGGGGGGGCGUUCAGCCCCAGUGAGUGUCGGGAGGAGAUCUGCACAAGGGGGACUUGAAAGGAGCACUGGCUGUGUUCAGCGUGGGCCACAGACCAGGCAAGAGAGGGGGGACGUCUUCCAGCCCCUGUGGACAGUCCCAGCCCCAGGAGCAAACAGGAAGCAUCAUCCUGAGGGUGAGAGCUGGGAAAUCCACUGGGAAACCCCUCCUGCUCCUUCGCCCGGGUGCUCACUCCUUCCAAUUUAAUCGUGUCGAGGUAAUUGUGCCUGUCAUUGAGUCAGAUUAACGGGUGACCUUCUGCUGCUGGAGCAGGAUUGGCGGCGGGUGCCGAGCUCCCCCUCGGAACUUCCCUCCCACCAGCACAGCCGGGUGCAGGAUUCCCAUCCACAACUGGUGGGAAGAUGUCUCGCAGCAGCUGGGACAGAGCAGGACCAGGGAACCGAGGACAACAUCUGCUGGUCCCGCCACUGCUCCACCUGGACAUGAGGAGGACCCUGCGCCCAGCCCGGGGCUGAACCCCUGCCUGGCACGGCCAUGGUGCUGCCCUGUGCCCACAACAGCGUCGGUGGGGGCUGGCUGGUGCCCGAGGAGCCCCGCGGCCGCAGCAACUCCAUCCCCCCAGCACAGACCCCCACUGCCAAGCACAUGCUGGCUUACCUGCCCCGGCCGCCCUCCAGCACCAGCCGGUACGGCACCUUCCCCCAGAAGCCCGAAGUCCUGGCCACCCCCGAGGCUCUGGUGGAGAACUGCAAGCAGGAAGCCGCUGCCGCCACCACCAAGAAAAGCUGCUUGAUGCCAAACUACCCGUCCCUGCCCUGCCACGGCGGCAGCGGCAUGCUACCGGGCCCAUCAUCCCUGCCGCCGAGCCGCGGCAGCGUGGCCGUCCCGCACCGCCCCAGCGAGCCGGCCCAGUGCGCGCCGCCGGCCGCGGGAGGCCGCUGGUACCCACUGCACGCCCUGAGCGUGCCCAGCAUCCCCACCUCGGUGCACAGGAGGGUGUCCUCCCGCGCCGCCUCCGCCGUCCCCACCACCGAGGGGCUGCAGAGCCGGGGCCGAAAGCUGCUGGAGGAGGACAGCCCCAUGGUCCAAACCAGCAAGAGGCAGCGGCAGCGCUAUGUCACCAAGAUGGGCAAGUGCCAGGUGAACCUGGGCAACAUCCAGGAGAAGAAGCGGUUCCUCUCAGACAUCUUCACCACCAUCGUAGACCUCAAGUACCGCUGGUUCCUCUUCGUCUUCAUGAUGUGCUACAUCAUCACCUGGGUGGUCUUUGCCACCAUCUACUUUUUUGAUGCCUGGGUGCGGGAUGACAUCAGGCACCAGGGUGAUCCCAAGUGGCAGCCAUGCAUUGAGAACGUGGAUGGCUUCAUCUCCGCCUUGCUCUUCUCCGUGGAAAGCCAGCGGACCAUCGGCUACGGCUUCCGGAUGGUGACAGCCAACUGCGCUGAGGGUGUCAUCCUGCUGAUGGCACAGUCCAUCAUUGGCUCCAUGAUUGAUGCCCUGAUGGUGGGCUGCAUGUUUGUCAAGAUCUCCCGGCCCAAGAAGCGUGCCCAGACCCUCAUGUUCAGCAAGAACUGCGUCAUCUCCUGCCGGGAUGAGAAGCUCUGCCUGAUGUUCCGUGUGGGGGACCUGCGGGACAGCCACAUGGUGGAUGCCAAGAUCCGGGCCAAGCUGAUCAAAUCCCGGCAGACUUCUGAGGGGGAGUUCAUCCCCCUGGAACAGUCAGAGCUGAACUUGGGCUAUGAUACAGGGGAGGACCGCCUAUUCCUGGUGGAGCCCCAGAUCAUCUGCCAUGUCAUCAACCACCACAGCCCCUUCUGGGACUUGUCAGCCGAGUCACUGCGCCGGGAGCAGUUUGAAAUCAUCAUCAUCCUCGAGGGCAUUGUGGAAGCCACAGGAAUGACGUGCCAAGCCCGCACCUCGUACACAGAGGAUGAGAUCCUGUGGGGAUACCGCUUCGAGCCUUGCAUGUCGCUGGAGAAAGGCGCCUUCCGGGUGGACUACAGCCGCUUCGACAUGACUUUUGAGGUGCAGACACCAGCGACCAGCGCCAAGGAACUGCACGAGCUGAAGGAGCUGGAGCACUCCACGCUCAGCCUCUACUGGGACCACCUCCUGCAGCCCUGUGCCCUGCCGGGGACCAGACCUGGCGAGGACACUCUCAUCAAGCUCAGCGUCCCGGCCAGCCGGGACGAGGUGCGGGAGACCCCCUCCUGAGCUACUGCCGGGGGAAGGGCUGCGGAACGGGGCGCCCGGCUGUGCGCCCCCCCAUGCACGGUGGCUGCCCGGCGGGGGGGUCCCGCGCCGACAGUGCCAUAGCCCACCCUCCUGCGGCGGGGCUGAGCGCCCCCCCACCCCGCCCUCC
Apus apus (common swift) is the source of this 3125-nucleotide messenger RNA. Its product is annotated as G protein-activated inward rectifier potassium channel 4-like. Gene Ontology annotation, molecular function: inward rectifier potassium channel activity. Gene Ontology annotation, biological process: potassium ion import across plasma membrane; regulation of monoatomic ion transmembrane transport. The coding region runs from base 1298 to 2977 and encodes 559 amino acids. Gene Ontology annotation, cellular component: plasma membrane. The transcript is spliced from 4 exons. NCBI's taxonomy places the organism in Eukaryota, Metazoa, Chordata, Aves, Apodiformes, Apodidae. The record is from RefSeq and is a predicted model, not a curated record.